AUGGCCGCGGCGGGUCCUUCGUCUGCAUCUCAUGCAUUAGAGCCCUCGUGGGCCGCAGGCUCCCGUUGCACUUCACCAUCCAAGGCAGCGGUACUGUCCAUUACGCAGCCGAUGGUCAUCGCGCUGCUUCCGCAUUGCAUUCGCGGCAAUGCGAUCCUGCCAGGCACCGUCCACACGCAGCUGGCUGAGCCGGAUAUGCAGAUUGAGACGAAGCGGAAGCAGCUGGAGCAGUGGAUGCCGCUCGGGAUCAGCAAGCCGUGGGAUAUUGCUUGUUGA
This is a messenger RNA of Diaporthe amygdali, 276 nucleotides long. Its product is annotated as catalytic protein. The record is from RefSeq and is a predicted model, not a curated record. Lineage: Eukaryota; Fungi; Ascomycota; Sordariomycetes; Diaporthales; Diaporthaceae. The transcript has a single exon. The coding region runs from base 1 to 276 and encodes 91 amino acids.